Molecule: messenger RNA, 1895 nt
Organism: Choloepus didactylus (southern two-toed sloth)
Lineage: Eukaryota; Metazoa; Chordata; Mammalia; Pilosa; Megalonychidae
Gene: OVGP1
Product: oviductal glycoprotein 1
Exons: 11
Coding region: 1-1809 (602 amino acids)
Biological process (GO): carbohydrate metabolic process; chitin catabolic process
Cellular component (GO): extracellular region
Molecular function (GO): chitin binding; chitinase activity
Source: RefSeq, a predicted model, not a curated record
AUGGGGAGGCUGCUGCUGUGGGUUGGGUUGGUUCUUGUGCUGGAACACCAUGAUGGUGCUGCCUACAAACUGGUGUGUUAUUUCAGCAACUGGGCACGUAGUCGCCCAAGCCCUGCCUCGAUCUUACCCCAGGACCUGGACCCGUUUCUCUGCACCCACCUGAUAUUUGCUUUUGCCUCCAUGAACAACAGUCAGAUUGUUCCUAAGGAUCUCCAGGAUGAGAAAAUUCUCUACCCGCAGUUCAACAAGCUCAAGGAGAGGAACACUGAGCUGAAAACCCUGCUGUCUAUCGGGGGGUGGAACUUCGGCACGGCAAGGUUCAGCUCUAUGUUGUCCACAUCCGUCAACCGUAGCAAGUUUGCUGAUUCUGUAAUAUCUCUCCUGCGGAUGCAUGGCUUUGAUGGUCUUGACCUUUUCUUCUUGUACCCUGGACUAAGAAGCAGCCCCAUGCAUGAUCGUUGGACUUUUCUCUUCUUAGUUGAAGAGCUCCUGCUUGCCUUCCAAAAUGAGUCAAUGGCCACAUUGCGCCCAAGGUUGCUGCUCUCUGCUGCUGUGUCUGGGGUCCCAUACAUCAUUGAAACAUCUUAUGAAGUGCAUCUUCUAGGAAGACUCCUGGAUUUCAUCAAUGUCUUGUCUUAUGACUUCCAUGGAAGCUGGGAAGUGUUCACAGGACACAAUAGCCCCCUGCUAUCUCAGGUUGGAGACCCCAAAUCUUCGGCAUUUGCCAUGAAUUACUGGCGGAAACUUGGGGCACCCUCAGAGAAGCUCAUCAUGGGGCUCCCCACCUACGGACGUACCUUUCACCUCCUAAAAGCCUCUAAGAAUGGGCUGCAGGCCAAAGCAAUAGGACCAUCAUCUCCAGGGAAGUACACCAAGCAAGCUGGCUUCUUGGCUUAUUAUGAGAUUUGCUCCUUUAUUCAGAGAGCAGAGAAGCACUGGAUUGAUUAUCAGUUUGUCCCAUACGCCUACAAGGGAAAGGAGUGGGUUGGGUAUGAUGAUAUCGCCAGCUUCACUUACAAAGCAUUUUUCAUAAUGCAAGAGCAUUUUGGAGGGGCCAUGGUGUGGACAUUGGACCUGGAUGAUGUCAGGGGCACUUUCUGUGGCACUGGCCCUUUCCCCCUUGUCCGUGUACUGAAGACUCUCCUGGUGGAGGCUGAGUUCAGCUCAACUUCUUCACCACAAUCUUGGAACUCAUCUUCCGUGAAUUCUUCAACAAUUGACCCUGGAAAGCAGACAGUGACCAAGGCAUUGACUACUGAUUUUGCGAUUAAUCCCCUAGGAAGAGAGACUGUGGCCACUGAGAUCCAUAAAAAAUAUGAAAAUAUGACCACAGUCCCCAGAGGGGUGAUUGUGACCCCUAGAAGGGAAACUGUGACCCCUGGGAAGCUCACUGUAUCUCUAAAAGGGAAGAAUGAGCUCCUUGGAGGGACAACGAUGACACGUGUGGGUCCUCAGUCUGUGACCCCUGGAGGGACGACUAUGACCCCUGUGCGUCUUCAGACUGAGACCCUUGGAAGGAUGACUAUGACCCCUGGAAGGAAAGCUUUGACCCCUGUAAAGGUGACUGUCCCCUCUGGGGAGAUGACAGUCACUUCUGAUGGGCAGACUGUGACUCUAAGAGGGGAGAAUUUGACUUCUGAGGUGGACACUCAGAUGGGUGACCUUGGUCUUCAGAUAGAAGCUCAGAAUAGGACGUUGUCCUCUGCCCCUGCUAUCCAGCUCCCAGAAUACACAACCCUUGCUUUUGACAAUGAUUUUGUUCCUGUUGAUGGGAACCAUUCUUCUGCCAACUCUGUCCUCUCUCCCUAAUAGAAGAAAACACAGACAGCUCUGCUGUGGAUCAAGGAGCCUAACUCUGUUGGCAGCAGAGGAUGGGGAAAGCUCUCAUUUUUUCU